UCUUGAAAGCACAAACAAACAGGAGGCUUAACACACCCAGAGCCAAGCCAAAGAGCAGUGUCGAAUUGCAAUAUUACCCAUUAGAAAAAACAUCUUACUGUCAGACAUUGAGGAGAUGAUGAGAUAAGGAUUUUAAGACCCGCCUUUCAUUUCCCUCUUUUCCGUCAUCAUCACUCAUGAACACAAAGGGACCGAGAGAAGCCUAUCAACUGACCUCCAAAGCUUCAAACUUCAAAGUUACAAACAAACAAUUCUUGGGUGUCUCUAAUUUUCUCUGUUGUUGAUAAUAUACAACAGAAGCUGAAGCAACCGAUGAAGAAAUCAUAUUAGCCACUUACUCCACCUUGCUUUUGAACCUCAAAUCAACAUGUCACCUGUGAUUCCAAGUUCCACGAGUAAUAUUGCACUUUCUCUUGGAACCACCUUCGCAACAACGAAGAAUAAUAGUGUAACAAGAUGCAGCAUUUUGCAGAAAUCUACCAAACGAAUAUUGACAGUACAAAAGUAUAUAUUACCGAUGUCAACUUCUGUGAGAUUGUUUCCGCAGUUCAGAAGUGGGUGUGGCUUACGUCCAAAAUCAAGGAUAGACCUAGUGUCGGCCACCGGAACUGAUCUAGCAGUGGAAGAAGCUGAUUCCCCUGUUGCAGAUCGUGAAGCCAUAGAAUCACCAUCAGGCGCUGUUGAAACCACUGAAGAAUCCUCCAUAAAAUCAGAUUCCAGUUCCACUCCUGCUCAAUCAAAACGUUCAAGACCUGUUAGGAAGAGUGAGAUGCCUCCUGUAAAGAAUGAAGAACUGGUUGCUGGUGCAACUUUUACUGGGAAAGUUAAAUCAAUCCAGCCAUUUGGUGCCUUUGUUGAUUUCGGAGCUUUCACAGAUGGCCUUGUACAUGUUUCGAGGUUGAGUGAGAGUUUUGUGAGGGAUGUUGGAAGUGUUGUUUCUCUUGGACAAGAAGUGAAGGUGAGAUUAGUUGAAGCUAACACCGAGACAGGGCGAAUAUCUCUAACCAUGCGUGAAAGUGAUGAUAUUAGUAAGCUGCAGCAACAGAAAAAUGCUCCUGCCAAUCCCGAUAAAACCAGAUCUUCCAGAAGAGGCCCUCCUAAGCCCAACCAAAGGAAAGAUGAGGUGAAGAGAAGCUCAAAAUUUGUCAAGGGGCAAGACCUUAAUGGCACAGUGAAAAACUUAACCAGAUCUGGUGCUUUUAUAUCUCUACCCGAGGGGGAGGAAGGAUUUCUUCCGACAUCUGAGGAAUCUGUUGAAGGGUUUGGAAGCAUUAUGGGAGGCUCCUCACUGCAAGUCGGUCAAGAAGUCAAUGUUCGUGUGUUGCGGAUCACUAGAGGGCAGGUAACAUUGACAAUGAAAAAAGAAGAAGAGGCUGGGGAGUUGGAUACAAAGCUCAAACAAGGUAAUGUGCAUACAGCAAUCAAUCCUUUUAUGUUGGCUUUCCGUAAGAACAAGGAUAUUGCUGCAUUUCUAGACAAGAGGGAGAAAGAGGAGGUACCAGCUGAAAAUGCAGGAAUGCCAAAUGAAGCAAUAGAAGGGAAGGUGAGUAAAACUGAAAUUGGUCUUGAUGAUCCUGGCGUGCAGGAUAAAUCGGUUAGCAGUGUUGAGGGGUUGGCCAGUGUUUCUUCUGCAGUGAAUGAAAUGGGAGAGAAUGAAACUUCUUUGAAAGAAGCAGAUGUAGGUAUCAGUACGGUUGAUGAUGCUUUGAAUGAAAACCCAGAAAGCAUAGUUUCUGAUUCUUCACAAAAUGUGGAUGGUGCACUCCAAAGUGUAGAGGAGGGGGUGGAGGUGAAUUCUGCAGUGGAUGAAAUGGGUGACAAUGAAACUUCUUUGAAAGAAGCUGAUGUAGGUAUCAGUACGGUUGACAAUACUUGGACUGCGGAAUCAGAAAGCACUGAUUCUUUGCAAAAUGUGGAUGGUGCAGUCCAAACCAUAGAGGAUGAAGCAGAAGUUAAUUCUGAAAUUUUGGCCUCUGAAGGGAGUGCAUCUACUGACGAUAAGCUAACUGAGACACCUACUCCAUUGGAUGAGGCCGUAAAUGAUGGAGAAUCUGACUUAUCUGGACAAAUAGCUGAUCAAUUUUUGUUGUCAGAAGUUACUGAGAAUCAAGCGGAUGAUGUGAUAGCAAACCAUGAAGCACAAAUUCAAACUCCUAGUGAAGAGAACGAAAUCCUUCCUGCCCCACCACUCGUUGAAGAAACAGUGGGACCUAAUGCUGAAAAAAAUGGCAGUAUCUCAAAUGAACAAAUAAAUGAUCUGCCACCCUUGGAAAGCACAACUAAAGAAAGUCAGGUCAGUGAAGUAGGGGAGAAUCAAAUUGACAGCACUGUUGUCAAUGAUGAAUUGCCGAUACAAACUCCUACAGCAGAUGGCAAAACUCCUAUCGCCACAGUAACUGAAGAAGAACAGGUUGGGCCUGCCCCAGAGAAAAUUGUCAGUGUUCCGAACUCGAAUGGACAAAGUGAUGCUCAUGCACAAAAGGAAGUUGCAGCUAAAGUUGCUAUAUCACCAGCUCUUGUGAAGCAACUGCGUGAAGAAACAGGAGCAGGAAUGAUGGACUGCAAGAAAGCUCUUACAGAAACUGGAGGUGACCUAGUUAAAGCUCAGGAAUACCUCAGAAAGAAAGGGUUAGCAAGUGCAGAUAAGAAAGCCAGUAGGGCCACGGCUGAGGGAAGAAUUGGUUCAUACAUCCACGAUAGCAGGAUUGGUGUCCUAGUAGAGAUAAAUUGCGAGACAGAUUUUGUAUCUCGGGGCGAUAUUUUUAAGGAGCUGGUCGAUGAUCUAGCCAUGCAAGUGGCCGCUUGCCCUCAAGUACAGGUUCUUGUUACAGAAGACGUUCCCCAAGAGAUUGUGGAUAAGGAAAGAGAAAUUGAAAUGCAGAAGGAAGAUCUCUUAUUAAAACCAGAGCAGAUCAGAUCCAAGAUUGUUGAAGGACGGAUCAGGAAGAGGCUCGAGGAGCUGGCCUUGCUGGAGCAGCCUUACAUUAAGAAUGAUAAAGUGGUUGUGAAGGACUGGGUGAAGCAAACCAUUGCAACUAUUGGAGAAAAUAUAAAAGUCACUAGGUUUGUGCGCUACAACCUUGGAGAAGGCUUGGAAAAGAAAAGCCAAGAUUUUGCUGCAGAGGUGGCCGCCCAAACUGCAGCCAAACCAGUGCCGGCACCAGUACAAGAGCAGCCUGCUACAGGUGAAGCGAAGGAUACUGUUGAGAAGCCAAAAGCAACAGUUUCAGCCGCAUUGGUUAAACAAUUGCGAGAAGAAACUGGAGCAGGCAUGAUGGACUGCAAGAAAGCUCUCUCUGAAACUGGAGGGGACCUCGAGAAGGCACAAGAGUACCUCAGAAAAAAGGGUCUUUCAGCUGCUGACAAAAAAUCCACUCGGCUUGCAGCUGAAGGCCGGAUUGGAUCCUACAUUCAUGACACCCGCAUUGGAGUUCUAGUUGAAGUGAAUUGCGAAACUGACUUUGUGGGUAGAAGUGAAAAGUUCAAAGAAUUGGUUGAUGAUCUAGCAAUGCAAGUCGUCGCCUACCCUCAGGUACAAUAUGUAUCCAUUGAAGACAUUCCAGAGAGCAUUAGGAACAAGGAGAAAGAACUAGAGAUGCAGAGAGAAGACCUUCUGUCCAAACCAGAAAACAUAAGAGAGAGAAUUGUUGAGGGGAGACUCUCAAAGAGGCUUGGGGAGCUUGCCCUUUUAGAGCAGCCCUUCAUAAAAAAUGAUAGUGUUCUAGUAAAGGACUUGGUAAAGCAAACUGUUGCUGCUAUUGGGGAGAACAUAAAAGUUAGGAGGUUUGUUCGAUUUACUCUUGGGGAAACAACUAAUGCAAAAGUGGAAAGUGAAGCAUGACUUGCAGAAAGCAUUACAACAGUUUCAGUGGGUGCACAGGAACAAACAAGGAGGAACCUUUUUUGAUACUUCCACAGAGGUAAUGAAAAUGGCAGUUUGUUGAGGCUCAGCUAUAUUUACAUGAAAUUUUAAACUAAUUAUUUUUGUUCUGAUCAAAGAAAUUAGUUUCAUGUUGAGUUCGGUGUUGAUAUAUGUGUUAUAUUAUCACUCCAAAAGCUACAUUUGGCACCUAAGAAUUAUUUUGUAGAGAUUUUUGGACCAUUUUAUUUAUUCAAAAUGGCUCACUGUCUGACAGAAGACUAUGGCAACUGUGAAAUGGUUUAUGGUUUUUGUUCUGAAUUAGAAAUUAUCCCAGUUAGUGAUUUAU
This is a messenger RNA of Ilex paraguariensis (yerba mate), 4208 nucleotides long. The record is from the annotation of a GenBank genome assembly. NCBI's taxonomy places the organism in Eukaryota, Viridiplantae, Streptophyta, Magnoliopsida, Aquifoliales, Aquifoliaceae.